UUGUUUUGUUUUGGUUUGUGGGGUGGGUUUGAUUUGGUCGGAUUUUGAUUAUGGGUGGGUGUUUCCCUUGCUUUGGAUCGUCAAAUAAUGAUGGGAGUGGUGUGAAGGAAGUGAACAAGAAGGAUUCAGUUAAAGAAGGCUCAACUGCUCAGUCUCACCAUGUCACCAGAGUUAGCUCAGAGAAAUCAAAAUCGCGAAGUGGUUCUGAUCCUAAGAAGGAAUCAACUAUUCCGAAAGAUGGUCCGACAGCACAUAUUGCUGCACAAACAUUUACAUUUCGGGAGCUAGCUGCUGCCACAAAGAAUUUCAGACCGGAAUGUUUAUUGGGCGAAGGGGGAUUUGGGCGCGUGUACAAAGGUCGCUUGGAGAGCACGGGCCAGGUAGUUGCUGUGAAACAACUCGACCGGAACGGCCUGCAAGGAAAUCGUGAAUUUUUGGUGGAGGUUCUUAUGCUUAGCCUCUUACACCACCCAAAUCUUGUCAACCUGAUUGGAUAUUGCGCUGAUGGAGACCAGCGCCUUCUUGUUUAUGAGUUUAUGCCUCUGGGAUCCUUGGAGGAUCAUUUACAUGAUCUUCCACCAGACAAGGAGCCUUUGGACUGGAAUACUAGAAUGAAGAUUGCAGCAGGUGCCGCUAAGGGAUUGGAGUAUUUGCACGACAAAGCAAACCCUCCUGUUAUAUACAGAGACUUGAAAUCAUCCAAUAUCCUCCUUGAUGAGGGCUAUCACCCUAAAUUGUCUGAUUUCGGGCUUGCAAAACUGGGUCCUGUUGGUGAUAAAACUCACGUCUCCACGCGUGUGAUGGGGACAUAUGGAUAUUGCGCGCCUGAGUAUGCCAUGACUGGCCAACUCACCCUAAAGUCCGAUGUGUAUAGUUUUGGAGUUGUUUUCCUCGAACUUAUUACAGGUCGCAAGGCAAUUGAUAAUACUCGAGCUCCUGGAGAGCAUAACCUCGUUGCAUGGGCGCGACCACUUUUCAAGGAUCGCCGGAAGUUCCCAAAAAUGGCUGACCCACUACUUCAAGGCCGUUACCCAAUGCGAGGACUUUACCAAGCUCUUGCAGUUGCAGCCAUGUGUUUGCAGGAACAAGCUGCUACAAGACCUCUAAUUGGAGAUGUGGUGACUGCUCUCACAUACUUAGCCUCCCAGACCUACGACCCUAAUGCAGCACCUCCUUAUAGUAAUAGAGUCGGUCCAUCUACUCCCAGGAGUAGGGAUGACCGUAGAAGCAUGGCUGAAGGGCUGGAUAGCCCAGAUGGCAGGCGUAAUGGCUCUCCUUCCACCCAUAGAAACUCGCCUGAUUUUAGAAAGAGAGACCUCGUUAGGGAAUUGAACACUGGCGGAGAAUUGGGCAGGAUUGAAACUGGUGGUGGGUCUGGAAGAAAAUGGGGUUUGGAUGAUUUAGAUCGACCGGAUUCUCAGAGAGACAGUCCUGCAAGUGCUGGCAGAGCAAGAGAAACUCCAAGGACCCGUGAUUUAGAUAGAGAGCGUGAAGUGGCAGAAGCAAAAGUAUGGGGUGAGAACUGGAAAAAGCGGGCAACUGCAAUGGGUAGCUUUGAUGGUACAAACGAGUAGAAUGCACAAAAAUGUCAACUUGCCAAGUAAUUUGCUAUCAUCUUCUUGGACAAAAGUGUCGUGCGUUUGGUGGAUCAAUGUCGUAAACGAAAACAGAAUUUGCAUGCAUAUACAGUCUCAUCCUUUAUUGCCUUGGGGAUUCCCUUUUGAUCUAGGGAGUAAGUGGUUUGUAUUUUGUUGCUUAUCCUAUUUCAUUCUUGUAGUUGAGUAUGCAACUGAAUGCUUCCGUACUAUGAUAAAAGGAGACACAAUUAGAGGAGGCAUUUUGGAAAAAAGGGGUAGCUUUAUGAUUUGGGGCAUUUACUUGUAGUCCCACAACAUGGUGGUUGUAUGCAACAUGUUCAUCUAUGUAUUUAGAGCUUUUUUUCGAGUUCAUCUAUGUAUUUAGAGCUUUUUUUCGAGUU
Molecule: messenger RNA, 1978 nt
Organism: Morus notabilis
Lineage: Eukaryota; Viridiplantae; Streptophyta; Magnoliopsida; Rosales; Moraceae
Product: serine/threonine-protein kinase PBL27
Exons: 5
Coding region: 51-1574 (507 amino acids)
Biological process (GO): protein phosphorylation
Molecular function (GO): ATP binding; protein kinase activity
Source: RefSeq, a predicted model, not a curated record